This is a messenger RNA of Teleopsis dalmanni, 422 nucleotides long. RefSeq lists its product as uncharacterized. The coding region runs from base 31 to 366 and encodes 111 amino acids. The record is from RefSeq and is a predicted model, not a curated record. Lineage: Eukaryota; Metazoa; Arthropoda; Insecta; Diptera; Diopsidae. The transcript has 2 exons.
UUAUAUGGAAUAAAUUGUUAUUUUAUUUAUAUGUCUAAGACGGCUAUGAAAAACAAAAAGACUGCCUUUACAAAUUCUUCAACAGGCUACGGCAAAUCUAAGCAUCACAGAAAUAUCAAAUCUAAUAAAAGUGAAUAUAAUAAAAAUGAUGAAGAAAAGAAACUUGAAGUCGCUAAGCUGGAUGAUGAUAAAAAUUUAAAUUCUGGGUUUGGAGAUUAUUUGAGAUCACCAGAAGCGGUGGAAAUGAUGAAAUUGUUUGUUAUGGCAAAUACGAUAAUGCUAUUAGUAACAUUGGCAUGGCCUAACAUGAAGGAACAUUAUUAUAUGUUGAUGCAAUGGUUAUCGAGCUUUCGUUCGGAAGACUAAAUUAACUUAAAAUAAUUCUAUUAAGUACAUACAAUUUUUUUUUUUUAUAUGAAUUU